Messenger RNA from Rhizophagus irregularis DAOM 181602=DAOM 197198, 366 nucleotides. The record is from RefSeq and is a predicted model, not a curated record. NCBI's taxonomy places the organism in Eukaryota, Fungi, Glomeromycota, Glomeromycetes, Glomerales, Glomeraceae.
AUGGAGGUUGCUACUAUUGCACAUGCUAAAAUAUUGUUGCUCUAUAUGCAGCAUUUUGUAAGAAGAUUCGUAGGUUUUAAAACAAUGUCAACAGUUACCAUUAGUAACAAUCAUCAAGAGAUGAAACUUACUGAUCCUGAUGUCUUCGCACCUGGAGAAAUGAAUAAUCCACUGAAUCCAACCAUUACCCCAGGACAAACACCGAAUUCAUCAAAAUUCGUCUCUAAACUUGGAAGGUUCACUUCGCAAGGAAUGAUAUCAUAUAAGAUAAUUGGCCAAACCGGACCAAAUUGGGACCCUCUAUACCUUAUAGUUACAUGGAAAGUAAGUAAAAUUAAUAGCUGGGGAAAAUUCAAUAUGUAUUAA